Messenger RNA from Calypte anna (Anna's hummingbird), 4820 nucleotides. RefSeq names its product paxillin (gene PXN). The coding region runs from base 75 to 3557 and encodes 1160 amino acids. The record is from RefSeq and is a predicted model, not a curated record. The transcript is spliced from 15 exons. Gene Ontology annotation, biological process: substrate adhesion-dependent cell spreading; endothelial cell migration; transforming growth factor beta receptor signaling pathway. NCBI's taxonomy places the organism in Eukaryota, Metazoa, Chordata, Aves, Apodiformes, Trochilidae.
GGGAAAGUUGCGAGGCGCUGAGGCGGCGGCGGCAGCGGCACCGGCGGCGGGGCGGGCGCGGCGGUACCACCACCAUGGACGACUUGGACGCCUUACUGGCAGACCUGGAAUCCACCACUUCACAUAUCUCCAAGCGACCAGUGUUUUUAACAGAGGAAACACCUUACUCCUAUCCAACUGGAAACCACACCUACCAGGAGAUUGCUGUGCCACCUCCAGUGCCGCCACCACCUUCCAACGAGGCCCUGAAUGGCACUGUGGUUGACCCUGUAGACCAGUGGCAACCCAGCGUGUCCAGAUACAUCCACCAGCAACCUCAGUCCCAGUCUCCCAUAUACAGCUCGAGUGCCAAAAGCUCCAGUGCCUCUGUUCCUAGGGACGGACUCAGCUCUCCUCCCCGUGCCAGUGAAGAGGAACACGUUUACAGUUUCCCAAACAAGCAGAAGUCUGCAGAACCAUCUCCCACAAUGACCACCUCCUCUCUGGGCAGCAAUCUCUCAGAACUGGACAGACUUCUUCUGGAACUGAAUGCUGUUCAACAUAAUCCAGCCAGUGGCUUCCCAGCAGAUGAAGCCAGCAGAAGCCCAUCACUGCCCAGCAUGACUGGACCUCACUAUGUUGUCCCAGAGAGCAGCAGCUCUGUGGGAGGGAAGGCUGCACCCCCCACAAAAGAGAAGCCAAAGCGAAAUGGUGCCCGUGGGAUCGAGGACGUGCGCCCCAGCGUGGAGAGCCUGCUGGAUGAGCUGGAGAGCUCUGUGCCAAGCCCAGUCCCUGCAAUCACUGUCAGCCAAGGGGAGGUGAGCAGCCCCCAACGGGUCACUGCCAGUCAGCAGCAGACCCGUAUAUCUGCUUCUUCAGCUACACGAGAACUGGAUGAGCUGAUGGCAUCUCUCUCUGACUUUAAGACUAGUUCCACUAUGUCUCUGAUUUCUGAACCUGCUCUAGAACCAGGUACCAGUUCAGCAAAUGCAGAUUCCAGCAACACUUCUCAAAGCUUAACAGUGCUAUCCCAUUCCAAACACCCUUCUGCACCUCACAGUGGGAACUCAGCAGUGCCAACAUCUGCCCCCUCAGCAGUCCUCUGUGUUGAGGAAGGCAGUAACACAGUGGCUCUGCCUACUGCAGGGCAUUCUGCUGCUCCUCCCUGUUUGCCACAAAUGGCCCCUCUGCCCCCACCAAGAAUAUCUUCAGGUUCUGCUACUCGUGGGGAGCAGAUGAGCUCUGCAAGCAUGGUUCAGAUGAGCAAAAAGCCUGACUCUUCUGGAAGUGUUUUUCACAUUGUGCCAACUUCCAGUGUGGAGCUUCUGUGUAGACCUGGUAAUGUGGAACCAGAAGUCCUGGAGAAUGAUUUGGUGAAAGAGGCUGAGAAGAAGGAGCAGAGAACAGACCCCAAAAUCUCAAGUGUACCAGUUUCCAAUACUUUAAAUGGUCAAGGAAAAGGCCAAAUACCUAAAGAGCUUGAUCAGCAGGGAGUAUUCAGGGACAGUUCAGCCCUUCCUUCCCAGGGCAGAAAUGUGGAAAUAGCUUUAGAUGAACUAUGGGCCCUGGAGCUGCCUGCUCAUGUGCCAGAGGUACAUGCAAAGAAUGACAGUGUGAAUCCUGUGUAUGAACCUUCUGUUGUGGCCCUGGAUCGGGCAGAUGUCUUUCCAGAGACUAAAAGCCAGCUGGGCUUUGUAGAGAAGCAGGGACAGGAGAUAAAGGCUGAAGUACUGCAUGAAGCCAAGGUAGAUGGCUCUCCAGAACUGGCCAAGAAGAGGCAGGGCAGAGAGAGAGCUCCUAGGAAGGCAGGUGCUGCUAACACGAACAAAGCUGGAAGAGACCAGGAAAAGGAGCAGUUCAGAAGCUCAGCAGUUGCUCCAGAAUCUCCUGAGAACAUUUGGAAAGCUGAAUGGGAUCUGCCAUGUGUAUCCAAACCACCCAUUGAGAGGAUUUCUGCAUCAGGCCAGAUUAAGUCUUUAAUCAAGAGGACAAAAGAGACUGCAAAUGUGCAUCCAAUGUCUCGGGACCUCUCUCCAAGGCGUAAAUUAGGUCCUGCCAUGUUUCACAAGACUGAGUCCCAAGAUCGCUUGGUUGGAGAGCUGCAGGACAAACUGGGCAUCACUAAACAGGAGGAGGAAGAAUGGAAGAGCCAGGAUGACUGGCUGGGAGAGGGAGUCAUCAUCACUGCCAAACCCCAGGGGAAAGAGCAGAAUGGUGGACAGCAAGUAGAGAAGGUGGUUUUUCCUCCAGAAUCACCACUCCCCCCAAGGAGGACGAUCUCUGUUUCAGCCUCUCCCUCACUCCAGCCUUCCAAAGAAGCUGCAAAGAUACUCCCUGCUAAUGCUGUUCCCUCUCAUCUCUAUGGCCCUGCACCUCUCCUCCCACCUCAGCCUUCCUAUGUGCCAUCUACCCCAGCUCCUAGUCCGGUCUCUUCUGCUUCCUUCAGCUUGGCUCCCCAGCCUCCUUUCCAGUGGGAAACUUCUGAUGAUGAUUAUCAUGAGCUUUCUGUUGUGGGCACACCUCCUUCUGAAGAUGCUGGGCAUUCCUGUUCUCCCCAGACAUGGACCCUUAGCAGCAAGACAGUUGUUUCUGUUGGCUGUCAGACUGAAGAUGAUGCUUCCUUCCCAGAGAUGCAGGCAGGCUGCUCUCUUCUGGUGAAUUCUGCUCCUCCCAUCCUUGACAGUGCCAACCUUCUGGCUGCUCAUGCACCCCUGGCCUCCCCAGCCCCCGAGAAGUUCAUGACACAGGGGAAAACUGGGAGCAGCUCCCCUCCAUCCACCGCCUCCAAGCCUGGCAGUCAGCUGGACACCAUGCUGGGAAGUCUCCAGUCUGACUUGAACAAACUGGGUGUAGCUACAGUGGCCAAAGGUGUCUGUGGAGCCUGCAAGAAGCCUAUUGCUGGGCAGGUAGUUACAGCCAUGGGGAAAACCUGGCACCCUGAGCACUUCGUCUGCACCCAUUGCCAGGAGGAGAUUGGGUCACGGAACUUCUUUGAGCGGGAUGGUCAGCCCUACUGUGAGAAGGAUUAUCACAACCUCUUCUCCCCUCGCUGCUACUACUGCAACGGGCCCAUCCUUGAUAAAGUGGUGACGGCUUUGGACAGGACAUGGCACCCUGAACACUUCUUCUGUGCCCAGUGUGGAGCUUUCUUUGGACCUGAAGGAUUUCAUGAGAAGGAUGGCAAAGCCUAUUGCCGCAAGGACUACUUUGACAUGUUUGCUCCCAAGUGUGGAGGCUGUGCCCGGGCUAUCCUGGAAAACUACAUCUCUGCCUUGAACACCCUGUGGCACCCUGAAUGCUUUGUCUGUCGGGAAUGUUUCACACCAUUCAUCAAUGGCAGCUUCUUUGAGCAUGAUGGGCAGCCCUACUGCGAGGUGCAUUACCACGAGCGUCGUGGCUCGCUCUGCUCCGGCUGCCAGAAGCCUAUCACAGGACGAUGCAUCACUGCUAUGGGCAAGAAAUUUCACCCCGAACACUUUGUCUGUGCCUUCUGCCUCAAGCAGCUCAACAAAGGAACCUUCAAAGAACAGAACGACAAGCCCUACUGCCAGAACUGCUUUCUCAAGCUCUUCUGUUAGAGGCAUCCUAGAUGGGCGCUAAGCAUCUUUCUGCCUCCCCCUUGGCAGUUCUGUCUCUCUGAACAUUACUGUGAUUUAGAAACCUUACCAGGCAGGGGAGGAAGGUGGGGAAAUGGGGCUUAGUGCUUUCUGCUGCUAUGGGGAGGCAGUAGAUCCAGAGAUGAGACGGACCAUUAAACUGGAAAUGCCCUUGCUGUGUCUCAGUAGAGAGAGGCUGAGUCCCCUCAUUAUGGUGUGUGUGUCUGUGUGUGUGACUGACAGCUGAGCUUCACUCCAGGGCUCCAACAGGGAGACUUUACCCAGCCCCCUCCUGACAGAAGGAGCCUUUGCCAGUACAUUUCAGCCUGUGUCAGUUCCUUGAGCAAGCCCUGACACUUGCAGACAGUACAGCCCUCUGCUUUGACACCUCCUUCUCAGGCUUUUGUCUGCAAUCUGAGCAAUAGCAUGGCAAGGGCACCCUGCCACCUCAGUGUGACUUCUGGGAUCGGAGUGUCCAUGCAGGCAGCCAGGACCCUGCAAGGGUCUCUCCAGUUCUAAUACACUGUAAGGAGAUGAUACCACUUAAUUUAUCUUUUUUUUUUUUUUUUAAGAGGAAUCAAGAUGUUACUGUGUGGGGUGGGUUGCUGUUUCUCCCCCCCCCGUCUCCCCAAGUUUCUUGCUCCCUGCCUCCUCUCAACACACUGGAGCAAGAGGUGGAGUAAGCUCUGACCAUCUCUCAGCACUGAUAUGUGCUUCUGUGGGUGACAUCCUGUGCCAGGCACCUCCAUCAGUAACCACACCUGCUUAGGGCAUCAGCUCCCCUUGCCUGCUGCUCCUAAAAUGGAGGAAGGGGCAUCGUCCCUUCUUCCAAAGCAGUUGCAGAGAGGUUAGAGCACAGCCUUCUUCAUCCAUCCCUGUCAUGAGUGAAUGUGAUGUGUGUGUGUUUUAUCUGGCCUGAAACUCUCCCAUCUAUCAGGGCCUGAAACUGUCAGGAGAGUGAGGAGAAGUGGAGGGGGUUUAAGAAGCCAGGAAAAAAAAAAGAUCCAAAGUUUAUAUCCUCUCUUCUUCCUCUCUGCUAAUGAGACCUGUCAGCCCUUGGUAUUUCCCUUUUCUGUGCUCUUGUUAAACAUGUUCUACUGAGAGAUGCUAGAGCAAUAACCUUUUAUAUUGACUGUUACUGGCAUAACAAGUCCUUUGGGUCAAGUGUGUGUGACACACUUGGAGUUUUACUAUCAAAAUGAAUACUGUAUCCUGUCUUUGAUAAGAACUGCAGAUUUCUACACU